Messenger RNA from Xenopus laevis (African clawed frog), 3194 nucleotides. Its product is annotated as G-protein coupled receptor family C group 6 member A. The record is from RefSeq and is a predicted model, not a curated record. The transcript has 6 exons. Lineage: Eukaryota; Metazoa; Chordata; Amphibia; Anura; Pipidae. Bases 71 to 2845 code for a protein of 924 amino acids.
GACAUUGCCAGAGUGCUCAAGUUUGUUAAUUCCUUGCUUUCCUGCAGAAGAAAGAGCAUGACAAAUAGACAUGGCAGGGUAUGGACUGGCAAUCAUCCUUGGCACACUCUUCAGUGGCAUAAGCUGCUGCUUGACUCCUGAUGAUUUGAUUGGAGCGAAGUCUCGUGGGGACAUCAUUAUUGGAGGGUUGUUCUCAGUGCAUGGCAAAAUUAUGAACUCACCUACAGGAUACCCAAACAUGCCCGCUCUUCAGAACUGCGCAGGCUUUGAAAUGCAAGGAUUUCUGCAAAUGCUUGCUAUGAGCCAUGCUAUCGAAAUGAUAAAUAACUCAUCUCUUAUACCUGGCAUUAAACUGGGCUAUGAAAUAUAUGAUACUUGUUCUGAGGUUACCAUGGCCUUGUCGGCAACCAUGAGGCUCCUGUCUGCCUUCAACUCAUCGGAGGAUAACUUGAAAUUCAAGUGCAACUAUACCACCUACACUCCAAAAGUGAAAGCCAUCAUAGGAGACAGUUAUUCUGAAGUGUCCAUAGCAGUUGCAAGACUGUUAAAUACACAACUUAUACCACUGGUCAGUCACUCUUCAUCCGCUGAAAUUCUCAGUGACAAAUUUCGCUUCCCGACAUUUCUGAGAACAAUACCGAAUGAUUUUCAUCAGACAAGGGCAAUGGCUAAACUUAUACACAUUUCUGGCUGGAACUGGAUUGGACUGAUAGCAAUGGAUGAUGACUAUGGACGUUCUGCCUUGGAAAGUUUUGGAGCUCAGUCUAUGAAAAUAAAUGUAUGCAUAGCAUUUAAACACAUUAUACCUGCUCACUUAUCGGACAGCACAGUUCAGUCCAAGAUCAACAAAACCAUUAUGACAAUCCAGAUGGAAUCCAGGGUGAAUAUUAUCGUUGUCUUUCUGAAGCCAUCACUAGUAAUUAAACUUUUUAAAAGAGUUAUAGAACUGAACAUACAAAAAACCUGGAUCGCCAGUGACAUUUGGUCUGCAGCUACAACAAUAAGUUCUAUUCCCAAUAUCCAAAGAGUUGGCCGAGUAAUUGGGUUUACAUUUAAAAGCGGAGCCAUAUCACCUUUCCUGAACUAUCUGAAAAACCUCAACAGGCAACACUUUGAGAUGAACCGUCUGUUAGAUCAGUAUGCGUGGCUUCUGUAUGACUGUCCAAAGGUUAAAUAUAAUGAACUAUCCCAUUGCAUUUCUAAUUACUCGAAAGAGAGUUUGUAUAACAUAGAAAGAGAAAGGAGCAGAACACUGAGGGAAGAUUUUCUUUCAGAAUCAAUGCAGCCAGGAUUUGUAUAUAGUACCCAGCUAGCAGUCACUGCCAUUGCUCACGCCAUCCGAAAAAUCUGCAGUAAUCGCAACUGUAAGGACCCUGAUGCUUUUGCACCCUGGGAGCUGCUACAGGGCCUUAAGACAGUGAACUUCACGUUUGAUGGAAGAAAUAUUCAUUUUGAUUCCAGAGGGGAUGCUAACACUGGAUAUGAUGUGCUGAUGUGGAUGGAGGACGAUGAUGGAAGAAUUGACAUUACCACUGUUGCCGAGUAUGACUCACAGAAAGAUAGCUUUGUGUUUAAAAACACAGAAAAAGAGAAUGAGUUCAUACGUUUGAAGAAAAUUGAGUCUACAUGUUCAGAUCAGUGUAAGCCAGGACAAAUGAAGAAGACUUCGGCGAGUCUGCACACAUGCUGCUAUGAGUGUGUGGCUUGUCCUGAAAACCAUCACACAAAUAAAUCAGAUAUGGGUUAUUGCCUUCAGUGCAACAACAAGACUCAGUGGUCUCCAGUAAACAGUUCCGUGUGCUACAAUAAGGAGAUUAAAUACCUGCACUGGAAUGAUGGAUUUGCCAUUAUACUUCUAAUUGUUUCCUUCCUAGGAAAAGGUCUAAUCUUUGCCAUAGCUCUGCUUUUCACAAAGAAUUUUAAUACCCCAGUUGUCAAGGCUUCAGGGGGAAUACUGUGCUACGUAAUUCUGCUCUCAAUCUUUUUCAGUUUUGUCAGUGCAGUGUUCUUCAUUGGCAAGCCAGAAGACUUCAAGUGCAAAGUGAGACAAACGUUGUUUGGCAUUAGUUUCACAGUGGUGGUUGCCUGUAUUCUUCUAAAGUCUGUAAAAAUUUUGCUAGCCUUCAGUUUUGAACCCAGAGUUCAACGUGUUCUGAGGUUGCUCCACAAACCCUUCACUUUAGUUUUUGUAUGUACAGGGAUACAGGUGCUUAUCUGUGCUGCGUGGUUGGUAUUUUGGCCCCCACACAUGAAGGAAAAUUUCUCACUGCCCCAAACCAUCAUACUGGAAUGUGAUGAAGGUUCUACUGUUGCCUUCACCGUCAUGUUAGUAUACAUUGCAGUACUGGCAUUUCUAUGCUUUAUUUUUGCAUUCAAGGGUAGGAAACUACCAGAGAAUUACAAUGAAGCCAAGUUUAUCACUUUUGGUAUGCUGAUUUACUCCAUUGCAUGGAUAACAUUUAUCCCCAUAUAUGCCACAACCUUUGGGAUAUACCUACCAGCUGUUGAAAUGAUUGUCAUUUUAAUAUCAAGCUACGGUAUUUUAACAUGUACUUUUUUCCCCAAAUGCUAUAUUAUCUUGUAUAAACAAGAUGCAAAUACAAAAACGGCCUUCCUAAAAAUGAUAUAUAAAUAUUCCUCCAAAAGUGCAAGCAACCUGACUGUUAGUCAGGCCUCAUCCAGUUCAGUUGCACUAGAGUCCAGUUCUUCUGCUUCUGACGUGUAUGUUAGCUCUACACUGAGCUGCAUAAGUAAUACCUUCUCUUUCCACGAGAGGCUUGUAGCAAAUGAUAUACCUUCGAGCCAUACUCGACUACCUACAAGGAAGCGACUGUCGAGCAUUUAAAAAAUGAUUUCAGAUAUUUAAAAGUCAGAAUUUAAUAACAUAGUGCAAUAUUAUUGGUAACAGAAAUAUAAUGUAAAUAGUUGCUUCUGGUAAUUGAGAGCAAGCAAUUAUUGUUUAGCAUUUCCUAAUCUAAUAUUUCAAGGCAAAUAUCUGCCUAUGAGAUAUUAGACAUUGAGUAAACUUUGUGACUCUUAUUUUAUUACAUUAAAAGGCAAAAGAAGAACUUAAGACAUGGCAAUGUAUCUAGCUGACAUUCUUGGAAGCAUGCAGUGUCAAUGAGCAUUUAUACAGUGGCGUAAAUAGAUGUUACUGGGCCCAACAAAUUUUAGGGUUGCCAACAUAUACAGAG